Molecule: messenger RNA, 3294 nt
Organism: Didymodactylos carnosus
Lineage: Eukaryota; Metazoa; Rotifera; Eurotatoria; Philodinida; Philodinidae
Source: the annotation of a GenBank genome assembly
AUGCAGGUUUUGAACAAAAACCAUUUACAAGAACAACAACAAAAUGCAUUUUUAAUCGGUAAUGUUGACGUUGGUGAUGUGGAAGAUCAUACUCAAGUAUUUUCAUCGUCAUCAACUAUUAUUAAUGAUAAACAAACAUUGGAAGAACAAUUAUUGCUGUCGUCACCAUCGAAAAUACUUAACGAAAGAGAAAAACCACAAAAUCAACAUGCGGAUAAUGAUUUUGAUUUACCACUCGCUCGUUCCAGUUUAAUUUUCUAUAACAAUCAAUCGUUUGAUGAACAACAACUAUUAAAUAAAAAAUUUACAAAAUAUGAAAUAACACCAGAAUACAUUUCCAAUCUACCGCAACAACAAUCAGUUAGACGAGAAAAAAUAUUAUGGGCGAACAAUCCAAGAACAUUAAAAAGAAAUCCGUCAAAAGAACAGACUUUUGAGUUAACGAAUACAGCAAGUAGGUCAUUUGACAGUACAUACGAUAUGUCACAAUUGAAUACACAAAAUAAAAUAAUUUUAAAAAAUGGUAAUUUUGAUGAAGAUUAUAAUACAUACAUUGAAAGUGGUUAUGUCGAAUCACAAGACAAGAAAGAAGAUGUAUCACAACUACUCGACAAUAUUUUGAGGUCUGAUGAGGAUACAGAAUUUAUUCCAACAUCGAAUAGAAAAUUGAUCAAAAAUCAGAGUGUAGAAAUUCAAACAGACAAUAAUAAACAGCAGCAAAAAAAAACAAAAAUAAAACGUACACGUACUAAACAUCGAGUAAAUACUGCGGAUCAAGUACAACAAUCGUUAAAACAAAGUCCUCGUGAACAACAGUUACGAGCCAUCACAGCCGUACGUCAACCAUUAUCAUCAUUCACUCAUCUAGUGAAUGGUAAUGGAGGAGAUAUGACAAAAACAUCGGCUAUGAAAACGGCACGUGAUAUAGUCUGUAACGAUGAAGUGAACACAAAACAUUUGAUUAGUGUUGAUACAAGUAAAGCAAAGUCAAAUUUAGAUGUUGUGCGAAUGUGUGUCAAAGAAUUGGGAUGGAAAGAAUGCGCCUUAUCUACAGUUUUAGAUUCAGACAUUUAUUGGCAUUCUUCAACAUUUAACGAAGGCAAUCAAAGUUUUGCAUUUAAUUCAGGUCGAGUUAACAAAUUUCCAGGUAUGAAUGACAUAUUACGAAAAGUUCAUUUAACUCGCUCGUUAAACGUCAUGCGUUCACUUUAUCCAGCUGAAUAUGAUUUUUAUCCCAAAACCUGGUUCAUACCCGAACAAAGUGAACAAUUCAGAGACGAUGUUCGCUAUAUUCAUGAACAAGAUCAACAACAUAAACGUUCGUUGACAACGUUCAUCGUAAAACCAUCCGAUGGUUCACAAGGUGAAGGCAUUUAUCUCAUACGUAAUCCAUCGAGUUGUAUUAUGACCAAUCGUCCGCAUGUGAUUCAAGAAUAUAUUGAUCGUCCAUUAUUAAUUAACGGUUUGAAAUUUGAUUUACGAAUUUAUGUUCUUAUAUUAAAUUUAUAUCCAUUAGAACUGUUUCUUUAUGAUGAAGGAUUAGCAAGAUUUGCCACUAUUGAUUAUAAAGCACCGGCAACAGAGAAUUUACAUCAAACAUUUAUGCAUUUAACCAACUAUUCAUUGAAUAAAAAAAGUGCCACCUAUAAACAUACGAUAAAUGAUAAACAAACAGAUGGAAGUAAACGAAAACUAUCCGUUGUAUGGAAUCAAUUAAUUAAGAUGUAUGGACAAGAUAAAAUUGAUAAAACAAAAUUAUUAAUAACAGAAUUAAUUAAUAAAACAAUAAUAGCCAUUCUACCCGAAUUAAGAAUUGAAUAUGAAUUUGAAUUACCAAUGGGAAAAAAACAAAAUAUUUCUUGUUUUCAGAUAGUUGGUUUCGAUAUUAUUCUUACCGAUAAAUUAAAACCUAUACUGUUAGAAGUCAAUGCCAAUCCUAGCCUUCGAAUGGACUUCGAAAAAGAGACAGAACUAGGCAGAGUGAUUUAUCAACCAAGUCCAAUUGAUGAAGAAAUAAAAAAACCACUUGUUCUUGAAACACUUAAGUUAGCAUUACCGAAAAAGAAACUUCACACCAUGUAUGAACUAUUGAUCCCUCAUAGAGGAGCUAGUUUACUCGAUUAUGAAGAAGCAAUGACACAACGUUUAGAAAAAGUUGCUCAACGACGUGUCGAUGAACGUAGUGAAAAAAUUCGUAGCAUCAGACUAACACGUUUUGAUGCAAAGCAUAAUCCGUACUUUUCACGACCACUGAAAGAGUUUAGAAAAGAUGAUGAAGAACAGCAGCAACAAAACAAAAAAGUUUUAUUAAAUCCAUUCACACUAGUGGGCGGCGAUAAUGGAAAAGAAGAUGAGGAUGAUCCAUUUCUGACUUCUUAUAAUCGUACAGAUGAACCAAAAAUGGUAAAAAGAAAAAAAUUAAAAGCUAAUAAUAAAAAACAGCUUAUCAGUAACGAUGAUCAUGAAAGCGGUGAAAAUGGUGCUAAUCAGUCUAUUUCAACAAUGAUAGAGAGUGAUGAAAAAAAUCUUAGUCCACAUGAAAUGUAUUUAUUGAAAAAACAAUAUAGACAAGGAUUAACAGCAAACAAUGGUAUUAGUGGUACGACAAAAGGAACAAAAUUACUGAAAUUAAUCUAUCCGUCAACUUACAAAUCGAAAUAUCGACAGAUGUUUUUAUUAGAUAAAAUAGCGUACAUUUAUAUUAAAAUUGUCGUCAUGAUGGGACAUAAAAGGAUGACCGCUACUCACUUCAGAAAUUUUGCGCAAAUAUGUGGCAUUAUGAACGAUUUUAUUACACGAGAAAGUGUUGAUAUUUUAUACGUACAAAUGUUAAGAAAAUGGCAACAAUUUGUUCUCAAAACAUCUUCACCGGGUUUACCGUUUGCAGCGUUUUUAGAAGCAUUUUUUCUCCUUUCUCAACGAAAAUUUCCAUCUACAAAACAUUUAUUGGAUAGUGUUACACAAUUAGCUACAUUUUGUAUUCGUCAUUUAAAUACUUUCUUGCAAUCACCCAAUGGACAUUAUUUAAUGCCACGAGUAUCAAGAAACGGUAGUAAUAGUAAUCAAAAUGUUGACGGACGUCACGAAAAACGUAUAUAUUUACAUCGUUUAUCAACGGCAUCACCGAAUCAUGGCAUAACAUCGAUAUCAAAAGACAUUGUGCCAACAACUAUCUCGACUACAGGUUUAAGUGUUAAUCAGGAUACUCUAAUGAGAACUGGUACCAGACGAAUUUCAACAUCAUUGAGAGAUUCAAAACGCAGUGUCUUUCCAUUAUUUUUUGAAGUUUUAUGA